This is a messenger RNA of Tetranychus urticae (two-spotted spider mite), 661 nucleotides long. It is a transcript of the gene spt4, whose product is annotated as Transcription elongation factor subunit spt4. Gene Ontology annotation, biological process: transcription elongation-coupled chromatin remodeling; transcription elongation by RNA polymerase II; regulation of DNA-templated transcription. Gene Ontology annotation, cellular component: DSIF complex; nucleus. Gene Ontology annotation, molecular function: zinc ion binding; RNA polymerase II complex binding. The record is from RefSeq and is a predicted model, not a curated record. NCBI's taxonomy places the organism in Eukaryota, Metazoa, Arthropoda, Arachnida, Trombidiformes, Tetranychidae.
UUUUCAGGUUUGAAAACAAACAAACAUUUUUAAAGAGCUUUUACUUACCUUUAUUGACAAUUUUGUUUCUUAUUUUCAUCUAAUCAAAUUCACGUUGUUUAUUUACACAGAGUUCAAAUCUUGUUCUAUUAAGCUUUGAAUAUGGAUAUUCCAGUCGACAGAAUUCCUCGUACGCUUCGUAAUCUUCGGGCCUGUUUGCUUUGUUCACUCGUUAAAUCUUUUGAGCAGUUUGAAGUGGAUGGAUGUGACAAUUGUGAAUUUGUCCUGGGUAUGAGAGGAAACCGUGAAAUGAUAUUCGACUGUACAUCUUCAAAUUUUGAUGGUAUGAUUGGUGUCACUCAACCAGAUGAAAGUUGGGCUGCCAAAUGGUUAAGGAUUCCCAGUUUCAAGCCUGGAAUUUACGCUGUUAGUGUAUCUGGAAGAUUACCGCCAACUAUAUACAGAGAGCUUAAAUCAAGAAAUAUUCCUUAUAAAUCAAGAGACCGUGCUGCGUAAAUAUCUUUUAGGUUAAAAAGUGGAACUGAAAAUUUUACAACUCUAUGUGAUUUUGGCUUCCAAGUCAAUCUAAAUUUAGUUCAAUUGUUUUCUUAACUGUAACCACACCCUGGUUUUUGAUGAUCUUUUCCUUACCAAUAAAUGUUCAUUUAAAAUAAUUUGAUUA